This is a messenger RNA of Microplitis demolitor, 2315 nucleotides long. Its product is annotated as coiled-coil domain-containing protein 170. The record is from RefSeq and is a predicted model, not a curated record. The transcript has 13 exons. Bases 1 to 2259 code for a protein of 752 amino acids. Lineage: Eukaryota; Metazoa; Arthropoda; Insecta; Hymenoptera; Braconidae.
AUGGCAGAAGAUUCUAAGGAUUUACCCGGAAAUACAGAAGAAGAUUUGAAGAUUUUUGAGACACUUUGUAUUUCAACACCUGACAAGUAUGAUCAAGAGGAUAUGACGCAUGACGUCACCACAAGUUUAAGAAGUGAAUUAGCAGCUCUGGAAUAUAAACGAGACCGACUUUCAUCAGAACUUCAAGAUAUGAAGACUACAUUGAGAUCACGGGACCAGAGGGUAACUGAAUUACAGAUGGAGGCCGAUCAAUUACGUGAACAAGCUGCGAGACAAAAUUCUAUAAUCUCUAGUUUGAAAAAACGAAUUCAAGACUUAGAAGACAGGGAAAGAAAUCUUUAUGCAACUCAUGGACGAAGUGAGAUAACGAUCCAGAGUUUACAGCGUGAUGUCAAGUAUCAUGAAGAAAAAAAUCGAGAGUAUGAAAAGAAAAUUCGGCAAUUAGAACAUCAUCUUACUGAAGAAACGGAUUUGAAAGAACGCGCGCGCUUGAAUUUACAGGAUUUUGUUAGAAGACUAGCCCAUGCACUGAAUAGUGAAUUUUGCGAUAGUACACAUCACAGCCCAGAAAUGGUAAUCCACAAAGCUGAGGAACUUGUUCAAGAAGUAAAUCGACUUCGCACUAAAAGUAUUAAUUUUGAGAGUCAAUUAACUAGUGUAGAAAAUGAAUCUAAAAGUUGCAGAGAUUUGUUAGAACGUUCUAAUAUUGAAAGAGAUCAAUUACAACGACAAGUUAGCACGCAAUCAGCUGAACUAGAACGACUUCGUCAGGAUAAAGAGUGCCUUGAAAUGCAGUACAGGGCCACUGAGAGAGAAUUAAAUGAACUCAGGGACAAAUUAGUAAAUGCUAAUAGAAAUCUCACUAGUAUUACGGGAAAUGUUUCAAGUCAAGAGACACUCAUUUGUCAGUUGCGAGAUGACUUAAAAAAUCGAGAAGAAAAACUUUCACGUGUUCAAAAUGAAAUGCGUCAUCUUCUUGAAUCAUUAGCAAUACUUGUAAGUACGCCAAAUAGAUUUGUUGAAUCUCAUGAGAACUCGAUAAAAGAUAGAAUACGUGAAAUAAUUGCUGAAAAUAAAGAUCAUGUACUAAAAAUUAAUAACUUAAAAGAAAAAUUAAAUGGUCUCUCUGACUCAGCAAACCGUCAAAGUGAAUUAUUAGAGUCAAGUAUGAUGAAAAUAAGAAAUCUUGAAGACGAUCGUGCGAAUUUAGAAGCAAAAGUUCAUAAAUUAGAGUCUGAUUUAACAAGUUGUGAGUUAACUAAAGAAUCAUUAAGACGGGAUAAACAUAGUUUUACAAUAUUUUUGGAACGUUUGGGCAAAGCCAUGCAAAUGGAUGACAUUUCCCAAGAAAUCGGUUUGGAUCUUCAAACAGAAGCUCUUUUAGUUCGAGCUGAACAAUUAGCUCGUCUUGAGACAGAUAAACUCGUCGAUAAGACGUCAGUUGUUUAUCAACUUCAAAGAAGAGUUAGAACUUUACGCGAACAAUUACAAAGGCGGGAUUUACACUUGGAUUUGUUGCGUAGAAAACUUUCAUUACAAGAAGAUGGCGUGAGAAUAAAAUCUAUGUUACAAGCGGAAAGAGAUGACGCUAAUUUACGAGCUAAAAAGGCAAUGAAACAAAUCGAUCGACUACAGAUCCAAUUAGCUGAAGAAAAAUCUCGUAAUCGUGAAUUGAGCGCUCAGUUAACUGAAGCCGCUGAUUACAAGAUUGCGGCGUUAGAGCGCAGUCGUAAAAUAGAAGAACUACAAAAGCGUCUAGUGGAGAGUGAAAUGUUGAGAACCCGUUACAGUAGAAAAUUAACGAUGCUGAAAGAUCAAAUGCGAACCAUAACAGAGAGUGCUGAUCAAGAAAGAUCUAUUAAUGAUCAUUCAUUACAAUUACUACGUGAUGAACUGGCUCAGGUUAAACAAAAUUUAUCGGAGGUCACACGAAGAGAAUCACAAUUACAAAGUUUCCGAGUUUCUGUUGUUAAAUUACUUUCGGAGCCUAUUUGUACGCCAGAUUAUGAAAUUGUUUCACGUUUACAAAAAAUAGUAUCAGCACAUCGUGAUUUCACAAUGUUAUCUCGUAGAUAUGAUGAGCCGGAGACUAGUCCGUCCCGGUGUACAAGUAUUCAUCCAGUUCAUUCAGUUCACCCACCACGUUCACCUGGAUCACGUUGUACGCGUUACGACGACAGUGGUUUUGCGGACCCACCAGAUCUUCAUGAAAUUGAUGAUGAGUACAAGAGACCUGUAAGAAGCAGUUUGUUACCAUGACCCCGGGCUAAAUUUCACUGUUAAUUAUAAAUCAUAAUAUUAUUGUACGCAUUUAU